AUGUCCUUUAAAGAUAGAGAAGACCCUUCCACUUUGGUUUUGUUUGACGUCGAUGGUACCUUGACUCCAGCCAGAUUGUUUGUUUCUGACGAAAUGUUGAAGACUUUGGCUGAAUUGAGAAAAAAAGUUGUCAUUGGAUUUGUUGGUGGUUCCGAUUUGGCUAAACAAGUUGAACAAUUGGGUCCAAAUGUGUUGCAAAACUUUGAUUAUUGUUUUAGUGAAAAUGGUUUGACUGCUUACAAAUUGGGUAAAAAGAUGGCCUCUCAGUCUUUUAUUGGCUGGCUCGGUGAAGAAAAAUACAACAAGCUUGUUAAAUUUGUUUUGAGAUACUUGUCUGACAUUGAUAUUCCAAUUAGGACUGGUACUUUCAUUGAAUUUAGAAAUGGUAUGGUUAACAUUUCCCCGGUCGGUAGAAAUGCUUCAACCAGUCAAAGAAACGAUUUUGAGGCAUACGAUAAGAUCCAUCACGUUAGAGAAAAAUUGGUUGAUGCUUUGAGAAAUGAAUUUAAGGACUAUGGAUUGACUUACUCAAUUGGGGGCCAAAUUUCAUUUGAUGUUUUCCCAACAGGAUGGGACAAGACUUAUUGUUUGCAACACGUUGAAGAUGAACAUUUCAAAACAAUCCACUUCUUUGGUGAUAAGACUUACAAAGGUGGUAACGACUACGAAAUUUACCAUGACCCAAGAAUCACUGGACAUGCUGUCAACUCACCCGAUGACACUAUUAGAAUUUUAGAUGAACUUUUCCACUUACAGCAAUAA
Lodderomyces orthopsilosis Co 90-125 is the source of this 762-nucleotide messenger RNA. It is a transcript of the gene PMM1, whose product is annotated as phosphomannomutase. Lineage: Eukaryota; Fungi; Ascomycota; Pichiomycetes; Serinales; Debaryomycetaceae. Gene Ontology annotation, biological process: protein N-linked glycosylation; mannose metabolic process; GDP-mannose biosynthetic process. The coding region runs from base 1 to 762 and encodes 253 amino acids. Gene Ontology annotation, molecular function: phosphomannomutase activity. Gene Ontology annotation, cellular component: cytosol. The transcript has a single exon. The record is from RefSeq and is a predicted model, not a curated record.